AUGAAGAACCAGUUUGUAUCGCCAUUAGGUAUAUACACAGCGCUUUCUGCGAUUCUGGUGGGUAGUGCCGGAGAAACAAAGACUGAAUUGCUUAAAGUGUUGCAUUUGAAGAAAUUAGAAACAAAUGGAAAAUUGCAUGAAGCCAUUGGUCGUACUCUGUCUAAGCUCACCUCUUCAACCGCACUGGAAUUGCUGAUGAGUACUGGGCUAUUUGUUCGGAACGACUUUGAUCUAAAUGACACAUAUGAAAAACACAUCGGUGAACUAUACGGAGCAUUGGCCAGAAGAGUUGAUUUUCGUGGUAAACCGGAUGAUCAGCGCAAACAUAUCAAUGCUUGGGUGUGCGAGAAAACCAAAGGGAAGAUUACCGAGCUGAUUUCACCUGGCACAAUCUAUGAGGAGACCUGCUUGGUACUAGUCAAUGCCUUAUACUUCAAAGGAAAAUGGUAUAAAUGUUUCGAUGAUCGUUAUACACAUCCUGGAGAUUUCUUCACCCUGGAUGGUGGAAGUACAACUGUCCAGAUGAUGUCACAAACGGAAGAAUUCGAGUGGGCAGAUCUGACUGAUUUAGAUUCGGUCUCUCUGUGGAUGAAAUUUGAGGGCAGAGUAAUUCUUCCCCGAUUCAAACUAAACACUAAUGAUGCCUGGGAGCCAGAGAAAACACUGAUAUCCUUGGGAGCAUCAUCAUUGUUCGACAAGAAGCGACCAAACUUGCCCGGAAUUCGUGCCUCACACUCACUGACGUUCGAAAACUUCAUGCACGAGGCUAAACUUGAGGUGAACGAAGUAGGAGCAGAAGCAGUGGCAGCGACCGCAUUUUGCGCUAGCGAUUCCAUGGGAAUCCAUUUUAAAGUGGAUCAUCCGUUUAUGGUUCUGUUGAUUGAUGAGAACAAUAUUCCAGUGUUUGCAGGUCAUGUGACGAAACCGGGAUAA
This is a messenger RNA of Echinostoma caproni, 933 nucleotides long. The record is from the annotation of a GenBank genome assembly. Lineage: Eukaryota; Metazoa; Platyhelminthes; Trematoda; Plagiorchiida; Echinostomatidae.